AUGGACAAAGCGACAAUCGCACCACCUAAGAUCAUCCAAGCUAUUACCGACACCGGCGGCAUUUGCAUCUACGACCAAGAUGGCAAUAUGAUCGUACCCAAGAAGACGGCCCGCACUCAGGUCCAGAGUCUUGUGAACGUGUUUCUCCCGGCCGGUUACCCGUAUACUGUCUCGGAUGAUUACACGUCCUACCAGGUCUAUGACUCGCUCCAGGCGUUCUUUAGCACCAUCGCCGGACUAUUGUCAUCGCGUGCUGUUCUCCAGGGCAUGGGCGUCGGCGACGCUGCCUCCUCCGCCACCGCUGCGGUGCUUCUGACUGUCUUCCAGGAGUCGACUGGCAGGCUGGCUACCAUCUUGUUCGCACACCGCUAUGGCCGCGCAAUUGAACCCGAGUGCAAGUUUUACCGCUACCUGGCGGACAUCGUCAACGACUCGGCAAUGUUCCUCGACAUCUUAUCGCCCGCACUCCCUUUCUAUCCAAAGGUCUUGGCAUUAUGUGCCGCGGGUAUCCUACGCGCACUUUGUGGUGUUUCGGGUGGUGCUGCUAAGGCCGCACUGAGCGCACACUUUGCGCGUAACGGCAACCUGGCUGAGCUCAAUGCCAAAGAUGGCAGCCAGGAAACUGUAAUUUCCCUAGUGGGCAUGCUUGCCGGCAGUCUCUUCGUCCACUUCGUCCACAGUCGAGAGGCAGUGAUGGCCUGGAUGGUCGUCCUUAUUACCCUCCAUCUUUGGACCAACUACCAAGCUGUCUCCGCUGUGCAACUGAAUACCCUGAACGCGCAGCGUCUUACUAUUAUUCUCGAUGAGUUCUACUGUGGCAGCGGUGCUAUUCUUCGCCCCAAUCAAGUCGCUGCCAAGGAGAAUAUUCUCAAUUGGGUGGGCCCCGCCAUCCAUUUCGCCGACUGCUUACCCGAGUGUAGCGAAGUUGAGGGCGUCAAUCUUGAGGAUUUUGUGGACGUUGGCUACGUCAUCGUGGAUGGGAAGAAGGGUAAAAAGAUCUUCCUGAAGGACCGGCCCUACCAUCCCGCUUUUCUGCUCCUCGGGGACCCAUUGGAUCCCGUGAUUGCCUGGAUCGAGGCAUACGCCGGGGUUCGUCUCAGUGAAGAGAAUGAUAUGUGGCAACGUCUUCUAGAUGCAGGCUGGAAGUUGCAUACCAGCAGUCUGGAGACGGGUCCUGCCAUUAGAGUCAUAUUCAAUGACUCUAAAAAUAAUCCUGUAUAG
This is a messenger RNA of Hypoxylon fragiforme, 1221 nucleotides long. Its product is annotated as vitamin B6 photo-protection and homoeostasis-domain-containing protein. The record is from RefSeq and is a predicted model, not a curated record. Lineage: Eukaryota; Fungi; Ascomycota; Sordariomycetes; Xylariales; Hypoxylaceae. The transcript is spliced from 2 exons. Bases 1 to 1221 code for a protein of 406 amino acids.